Molecule: messenger RNA, 3997 nt
Organism: Melospiza georgiana
Lineage: Eukaryota; Metazoa; Chordata; Aves; Passeriformes; Passerellidae
Product: octopamine receptor-like
Exons: 5
Coding region: 1751-2857 (368 amino acids)
Biological process (GO): adenylate cyclase-activating adrenergic receptor signaling pathway
Cellular component (GO): membrane
Molecular function (GO): G protein-coupled receptor activity
Source: RefSeq, a predicted model, not a curated record
ACCCCAGGGUUUGGGGUUUUACCACCCCAGGGUUUGGGGUUUUGGCACCCCAGGGUUUGGUGCUUUGGCACCCCAGGGUUUGGGGUUUUGGCACCCCGGCUCAGUUCCCGAUACGCACCAUGAGCACCCCGUGUUUGCAGCGCGGGUUUGCCCUCGCCCCGGGUUUCAUUGCUGCGGUGUCUCCGGGGCAGGCGGAGCUGCCGAGGCUGUGCCGGAGCGCUCCCGUCCGCCGCGGGCGAUCCCAGUCGCGGUGCCGGCGGUGGAUGAGGAGUUUAUCCCGCCUCGGGGCAGGAACCAGCAUCCAUCCCCGGGCAGCCAGGCUGGGAGCAGCUCCCUGGGGAGGGAUCCGGGCUGGGGACACCGCGGGGCGGCUUCGGCCGACACUUCCCGAGGGUGCAGAGCUGAACUGUGGAAGUUGUUGCUGUAGGAGGUGAUGGAUGCUAAAAGGUUGCUGGGCCAGAGGGGAAGCAGGACAAUUUCAUGAUUCAGAAAUCAUUGAAACCAUCUUAAGAGGUAAUUCUGGACCAUAGGCUGCAGGAAUGACAAAGAGAUGUUGGGAACAUUUCGCUGCCUUGUUCUUACACCCAUCCUAAGACAAAGUUUGGUCCCCUGUGAGGUGAAGCAAGUUGGGCUGCAGGGAUGUUAUCCAGGCCCACCCUCACACUGCACUCAGAAGGAUGCCCUGGAGAUGUGGAUUCACCUGAGGGUCCUGUGGAAGCAGAUCCUGGUCACAGGAGAAGUGGUGAUAUUUAAAUACAGCAACUUUUCAUCAGGAAAUAUUUCUAUAACUCUCUUUUCCCCACAAGUUUUGCCUUUGUGUUCCCUCAGCUACACCAGUGAGCUUUGAAGUGCUGGAGUUUCUGCAGGGCAUCAUUCCCACCUACCUGUGACACCACUUUGUAAAGUCUGGGAGCUGAGCUGUGGACACAAACAUGUGGAUUUCCUCAACAGAAAAAUCCCCAAUGAAGGAGCUGGGAGCAUCACCUCCCAUCUGGGCACAGAGGGCACAGACUGUGGGGUCAGGGCUGCACCUGAGACACCUCAGUGCGAUGAUCCUCCAGCCCAAGUCAUUCUGUGAUUGCACAGUUCUGCUCCCUGUGGAGCUGCUGGCAGCCCUGCUUGGCCAUUCAGGUUGGAGGAUGGAGCUGCCCGCUGUGGCACUAAAAAACCCCCAAAAUUCAGAGUGUGAAACAGCACCAGGACAACCCAGGGCACGGCACAGACUGAGCAGUGGGGCUGGGCAAGCAGCCCCAGCUGCUCUGGGGGUGGCAAAGAUGGUGAUGAGAACAGAGAGCCACAGAAUGGUUUAGAUUGGAAAGGACCUCAAAGAUCAUUUAGUUCCAGCCCCCACAUUAUGUGGACUUGGCAUGCUGUUCAGUGGGAUUUAGCCCAGCUGCUUUCAUUUUUUGAUUUCAGUUGUUUUCUUUCCCUCUCUCUGCUCUCAGUACAUUUCUAUUUUUUUUUUUCCUGGUCUCAUGCUUCAUCUGAUGAUGCAUUUUCAUUCACAGGAGGGCUUUUAAUUGCUGUGAAGGACUUCAGUCAAUGCUUCACAUUUAUCUCACCCUCAGGAUUUCAGACACUUCUAAUGGGCUGCUAACCCAGGACACAGCCACAGCAGGGUGUGUGGAUUUUUCCUGGAGAAAAUGAAGCAUAAAUAUUAUUUCCAUCCUCCCUUUCCCACACCUACAAACCAUCAUUGAUGUAAUUGUGCUUCUGCCCUUUUUGAUUUUCAGGUUUUAGCAGCGGGAAGAUGCUGACGGACAGGAACGGAUCCCGGCUCUCCAAUUUCUCCUCUGCUGCCUCCUCCUUGGCACGGGGAGGGGUUGGGCUCCAGGAGGUGCUGGUGGGGCUGGUCCUCACCCUCAUCGACGUGGUGACGCUGCUGGGGAACACCGUGGUGUUCCUGUGCCCCGUGGUGGAGAAGCGGCUGCGCACGGUCACCUACAUGUUCAUCAUGUCCCUGGCCACGGCUGACUUCCUGGUGGCCUGCCUGGUGAUGCCCUUCAGCAUCAUUUAUGAGGUGACAGGGAUGUGGCUCUUCGGGAAGCUGUUCUGCAAAGUCUGGAUCUCCUUCGACGUCAUGUUCUGCACCGCAUCCAUUGUCACGCUGUGCUUCAUCAGCCUGGACAGGUACUGCUCCGUGGUCACCCCCUGCCACUACUCCAGGAGGAUGUCCCGGGGCAGAUGCAUCGUGAUGACCUGCAUGGUCUGGGUGUAUUCCUCCCUCAUUUCCUUCCUUCCCGUCAUGCAAGGCUGGAAUGAGAUCCCCGGGGUGGACUUUGAUGCGGGCAGGGAAUGCAUCUUUGUCACCAACUGGGUUUUUGCCAUCGUGGCUUCUGCCCUGGCCUUCUUCCUCCCCUUCAUGGUCAUGUGCAGCAUGUACUUCUUCAUCUACCGAGCCUCCCGCCUCAAGGCCACCCGCAUCAUGUCCCAGACGCUGGAGAUCCACUACCACCCCAACAGCAAGAGGCAGAACCACCUGCAGCUGGAGAACAAGGCCACGAGGACCAUCAGCAUCAUCAUCUCCGUGUUUGUGCUGUGCUGGCUGCCCUACUUCGUGCUGAACGUGUGGCUGGCGGCCAGGGGCAGCGCCUCCACCAGCUCCGUGCUGCUCGGCACCUUCAAGAUCAUCACCUGGCUGGGCUACUGCAACUCCACCAUCAACCCCCUGCUCUACGCCUUCCUCAACAGGGACUUCCAGCACGCCCUCAAGAAGCUGCUCCUGUGCAGGCGCAGGUCUCAGGUGGAUGUUGGGGAAGACAUGGUUUCCAUAGCCACCUUCUCCAAGACCGCUCCGGAGCUGGAAUACAGCGCGGCGGUGCCCAACGGUGCCCCCAGGGGCAAACCCAAGUCAUAGGAGGAGCAGUCGCUGGAGGUGGUGACACAGAAAGUGCUGGAGCAUGUCCCAGUGGAAAAACAAAGGGUAGGAAAAGAGGGGAAGCAGGGGCUGGAAUAUUACAAUACAACAAAGAUGUAUUUCUUCACCUUCCACAUGAAGAACUCAGAUAUUUUAGAGGCAAUUUGUUAUAUAUUAAUGGAACUGAUUAAUUCCUGGAUAAUUAUUUUUCUAAUGAGCAUUUUCUAAGACAAAUUUCAACCUUCAUGUUGGGUAAAAAGAACAAACUAGCAUGGUGUAACAUGACCUUACAUUUGUGCACAUCCUGGUGAUCUGUGUCAGGUGGGACAGUGUUUCUUGUCAAGCCACUGUAGCUUUUCAUCUUGAAGUUUCAUUACAGACUUGACCAGUUUUAAUAACUCCACCUGUGCCAGUGUGUGUAUGGGAAUUAGAGGAGGGAUGUGCUCACAUCCACUCUGCAGCCUGGGCUGUUGCUUAAGGUUCAGCUCACUGGCUUCUGCAACAUUUGGAUAUUCAGAACUUUCCAUGGCCUUCUGUGAAUUAUCUGUAGGUUUCCUUGUUAAUUCUGGAAGGGGACAUUCCCUGUGGCAGACCCCAGGAGAUGACAGAGACUUGCUGUAACAGGAGGAGCACUGCAGUUUCAAAGCUACAGUGGCUGAAGAUGGGAUGUGAACAGGAAUUAUUGUGUGUAUACUGUGGUAUCUACCAUAGAGACAUAAAAAAAAGAUAAAUGGAAAUAAUUAUUAUUACGACUGCCAAGUGCUCAUCUGGACUUCCAACAGCACUGGCUCCCUGCAGGAAAGCCACAAGUGCCUCACUGAAGGGUUACUCUGAAAAGCUAUCAGGGGAAUGUCCUCGGAGGUAUCAAAAUGCAGUAGGACCUGCCUGGAGCAGCUGAGUUACUGAAGAUGCCAGCACAAGGGUCAGGAAUUCUGUCUCAAGAGCCUGGUGGAAAAAACAUCCCUGACCUGGGGUUCAACAGUGGUUCUCCUGUGAAAUGGCUCUCCAUGGAGAGGGUGAGGUGUUCCAGACUCCAGCAACAACAUGGAAAUGAUCUCUCACUCACCCAGCAAGCUGACAUUUACAAGCUUCAAAAAAACCCAAGAAACCCCCCAAAAAAAGGAUAAUGGAGCACAACAU